Molecule: messenger RNA, 1137 nt
Organism: Zophobas morio
Lineage: Eukaryota; Metazoa; Arthropoda; Insecta; Coleoptera; Tenebrionidae
Gene: Cpr66D
Exons: 5
Coding region: 57-983 (308 amino acids)
Cellular component (GO): extracellular matrix
Source: RefSeq, a predicted model, not a curated record
ACACUUGUUACAGCCUUAUCUGGUGAAUUUAGCGCGCGAAUAUACUGGAUCACGAGAUGAAAUUAACAGUUUGUUUAUUGUCGGUUUUCGUUACGGGAAGUUUCGCAUAUCCCGUUUCGCAGCCGGUUUACCCGAACACCCAAUAUAUUACUGCACAAGCGAUACCGAAUGUUCAAUACAGACAGCAACCUCAGGCUUAUUUACAGCCGGGAUACAUUUCCACCCCUGCACCGUCAGCUAAGCCAGUGUACGAAGCCGAAAAAAGUGCGGGGCUCCAGAAGUACUCCACGCAGAUCAAACAGCCCAUCCAGCAAGUGCUGCUGUCCACCAACGUCGAUAGACAGAUUCAAAGGGUGGCCCAAACCGCCAGCCCCAUUUUCCUGCAACAAGUGCAAGCAGCCCAGCAACAAGGGCAGGUCCAGCAACUGAUCGACACCGCCCAGAGAAAGGUCACGUCCCAGACAUUAGGCAGACAGAUCCAGCCCAUUCCUAUAGCAUUACCGGCACCUCAGCAACCACAACCGCACUAUUUGAGAGCUUUGCCCCAGCAAACUCAAGUUAAAUACGCCGCUCCUGCAGGUCCGGGUUACCGACCUGCCAUUCAAGCACAGCAGCCUCAACAAGAAGGAAAGGAUCAACAGGAGGACUAUGAUCCAAAUCCCUCUUACCAGUUUGGAUUCGACGUGAACGACGACCUCUACACCAACUACCAGAAUCGCAAGGAACAAAGAGAAGGGAAUAAAAUUACGGGGAGCUAUUCAGUCGUGGAUUCUGAUGGUUUUGUUAGAACAGUAACGUACACAGCCGAUCCUAAAGAGGGCUUCAAAGCGGAGGUUACAAGGCAGCCUACGGACAUAGUUGUCAAAAUACCAAAACCAGAUCCCCAAUUUCAAAGGCAGCAAUAUGCGCAGGCGGUUCCAGUUCAACAAAAAGAUGACGGACAAGCACAAAGGUCAAAUGUUAUCCAAUAUCAGUUCCAGUAAUAAAUAAGGGAUAAAUGUUAUAAAUGUGGCACUUACGAGGAGGUGCCACUUCUAAAAUCCAUCACUGUUAAUUUUUGUAACUAGUAUUAAGUAAAUAACUUUUUUACUGUCGUUAAGUUAUGAUGUUAGUAAAUAAAUUGGCCAAUGAGCUAUA